Molecule: messenger RNA, 1747 nt
Organism: Monopterus albus (swamp eel)
Lineage: Eukaryota; Metazoa; Chordata; Actinopteri; Synbranchiformes; Synbranchidae
Gene: timd4
Product: T cell immunoglobulin and mucin domain containing 4
Exons: 8
Coding region: 44-751 (235 amino acids)
Biological process (GO): cytoskeletal rearrangement involved in phagocytosis, engulfment; apoptotic cell clearance
Molecular function (GO): phosphatidylserine binding
Source: RefSeq, a predicted model, not a curated record
GUGUUGUUGUCCUCUAGCUGCAUAAUGGACACACACUCGCAGGAUGGCCGCCGCCUCGCCUCACUGCUGCCCGAUGUCCUUCAUUAUCGUCUUCUGCAUCCUGUCAGGCGGACGCUUUUUGUCUGUUUCCUCUUUUAAGGUACCAGAGGGGGGCGUGGCCUCUCUGUCCUGUCAGUACUCGGUGAAGCGCUUCGGCCUCAGCCGGGUCUGCUGGGGCCGUGGCUGCGGGACCUUCUGGUGCAGCAACAUCCUGGUGCAGACGGACGAGAAUGGAGUCAUCUCCAAGGUGACGGACCGGUACCGACUGACGGGGGACGUCCUGGACGGCCAGAUGGACCUGGACAUCCUGAACGUGAGGCGGACAGACAGCGGGCCGUACUGCUGCAGGGUGGACAUCGACGGGAUCUUUAACGACAAGAAGGUCAUCAUGAAUCUGAGAGUGGUCAAAGCUCUGGUCACCAGUUCUCCUUCUCCAACGACGACCACAACCACACAGCGAAUCAUGGACCCGUUAGCCUCCACAGUGAACUGGAAAACCCUGCUGUCAUCUCAGCUGGACCUUCUGAAGAGGAACUCCACCCUGCUGCGCCCCGACACCAUCACUGUGGAGGACUCUUUACCCUCGCUAUCCCUUCAGAUCAACGUUCCUGUCCUCUCUCUCUCCCUCAGUGUGUUGUUGAUCCUGGCAGCAGUUUUCCUCAUUUUGGCCUUCAAACGUGGAAUACACAGAAGAGCUUUAAAGGCCAGCUGACGCUCAUUCUUUGAACCGGGCUCGAAGACAUCCCACACUGCUAAGUUUUAAAAAGGAAACCAACAGAACAUGGAAAUCCUUCUCAUCAGUGCAGAUGUUGAUGACCCAGAAAUUACCCCCCAUCACCACCCAGCAGUGGAGAAGUCCUGGUGUUAGGUUUGACAGCAGCCUCAGUCACCUCAACUUAACUGUGCACACUUGUUUCCUUUCUUUAUCAACUCAACAAAAUCUCACAGAUCAAACUGUAAUGACCACCUGUAACCUGUGACCCAUGCCUUCAUUUAAUAACCUAGAAUGAAAACAGGCAGCAGCAUCUGUUAUAAUAAAGCUCAUAAUGUUGCCAGAGACGCACACUAUGACCUCGGUCAGGUUUGUUGUUGAGGUCGUAGUUAACCAUGCUGUUGUACUGGACUGAGCUGCGACCAGAUGUGUCCCUGUGACUGAGUCCUGCCCAUUUACAAACAUGGACGAGUUCAGAAUAUUAGGGACACCUAUGAAUACACAGUAAUGUAUUAGAUUGUAAUUGUACAGGUGUACCUAAUAAUCUCACUGAGUGUACAUGUGCUUGACAGCGUGGCAUUAAAAUGGUUAAACACAAAGUGCAGCUGAGGGGAACCUCAGUGAUUUUGCAGGCAUUUGGUCAGGCACAACAACAAAUGUGAUUAAUGAAGUUAGUGAAAUGCUUGUGUAAGAGAGGGACCUGGCUGCAGACAAAGAUGGCAGAUUGCAACCGAGACAGUGGACUGUCGACCUCAUUAGUAACCCCUAAUCUAACGCUACACCACCUAAUAUCGACUGCUUCCUGCCGAGGUCAUCAGUCCACCACCUUCUCUGCAGGCAGGUUGUCUAGGUUUGUGCUGGCCUGCUUGCAUCAAUCUGACCAGCCUGUGUUUCUGCUCCAGUUUUUCCCCCGAAGAACCUCCUCACAUCAUCUAUGAGAUCCGGAUGAGGAGACCGGUGCAGGAGAACAUCUACACUCUGGACUAGGGUGCCUCA